Messenger RNA from Aegilops tauschii subsp. strangulata, 3198 nucleotides. RefSeq lists its product as uncharacterized. The record is from RefSeq and is a predicted model, not a curated record. Lineage: Eukaryota; Viridiplantae; Streptophyta; Magnoliopsida; Poales; Poaceae.
UUUGCAUCUCCUGUUCCUCUUUUGGUUUCUUCUUCUUGCCUCUGUCGUUCCUUUGGAUGUUUCUUGGGCGAUUUUGGCUGCUUGCUGGGCGUUCAUUUUCUUCUUUUGCUUCUUUCAUUCUUAUGUGCUUCCUCUUCACCUGAUUGACAUUGUAUUGUUUAUGUGCUGCCUAAUUUGUUUUGCAGGUACUAUGCUUGUCGUGGAUUGCUGCCUCACGUGUACGCAGGGCACAUCUUGGGUGUUUAGGUAGCUGACUUAGCCCCCUAAUUUAUUUUUCUUAUUAGGUUUGAUGCGUGUAUGGCUCCCUAAUAAGCAGUUCUCUUUGCUGCAUCAUGUUCUUCCGGUUGUUUGAUUGAUUAGAGAGCCCUGCCACAUUUAUUUACGAGAGGAGGUGCUUGAUAGAUAGGGAUUUAGUAGAAGAAACUGCUAUAUAGGGAUGGUUGUUGUGUGUUUACUAAAGAAAUUUUUGAUGCAGGCCUCGGGCUUUCUUGGGUUAAGUGAAAGAGCUAGAUUAUCCAACCAGUUCUCUUUGAGUUUGCACAUAAAACCUUCAUCUUUAGUACCUGAGCUCAGACGUCUUGUGAAUCUUUAGUACCUGUUUGUGCUCCUAUGAUGAAUUCCAUCGUUUCUGUUAUUUGAAGAGAACAAAAUGGGAUUUUCUCAAUUGGAGCUUUGGAUGAAAUUAUGAAUUUAUAGGCCUGGGAAUUUUACAUCUUCUUAUGUAUUUUUUUCUCUUUCUCAUGUUAAGUUAGCAUUUUGGUGUUGUGUGUUUCCAGAUUGUGCUCUCACUAACUUAUUUGGCCCAUGUACUAAAGAUGCACGGCUUGAUUUUAAAAUUAUGGUUACAAACACAAAGCUAAUUGGUACUCUGUUCCACACUACUGUUCCUUGGACCAUGAUCUCGCAAAAAAGAGGAAGCCAAACACAGGUACAAGUGUUUUCCUUCGCCCAAUCCAAUGGAUUUUUCUUAGGGCCGUUGACUACAUCAUUUAACCCCACAUAAAUGGUUUUGAACUAGAUAAAACUAAUUUCAUUUCUCUUUUUAUCACUAUACUUAUGUUAUCUGAAAAAGCUGGAGCGCAUAACGCUUUUAGUUUAGCCACAAGGUGCUUGAUGCUUCAGCCACAGGAAAAAAUCAAGGCCCUUUUAGUUUAUUAGCAAGCCGCUUUCAUGUAGUUUAUGCUCUUCUUCCCUUUUUCUUAUCAUACAUAAACCAAUUACUCGCUUAUUUUCAUUCCCCUAAUUACUUUGAGAUAUUCCAUACCAUAUUAUCUGAAAACAUUACCGAGUUGCUUUAAUUCAUUUUUGUUCUACUAUCUUCUUUCAGGUCCCGAUUCAAUAACUUUCUUAUAAGUUUCUCUAUUUUAUCCUAUUAGAUUCCAAAUCUGACUUUGGGCGAUUGCUUGAGGGAGUUUCCACUUCUCUUAUUGUGUGUGAUUCUUGCUAUAAUGGCCGAAUUGGUCGAGUUGUGUGCAUACUGCUGAAGCACCAGUUGAGUUUAAAUCAUCUGAAGAAUGGGACAGAAGUGAUGAUAAUAAGAUAACAAUAUUUCUUAAGCCUAUAUUUGGUUUUUCCUUCCUCUUACACUAAAAUGUGUACUCUCAUUUCUUGAGAACAGAACUAGGGCAGUGCACAUAUAUGAUUUAUUUAUUCUUCUUUCAUAUUGGAGAGAGUGGCAGUACCUUGCCGAUUACACUAAUUUUGUCCUAUUAGAGUGUUCUGUAUAUUCUCUAGCUACUUAAUGAUUUCUUUCUUGGCUAUGCUUAAUUUGGUAUUUGAGGUGCUAACAAAUAGGAGCUGGGACAGAACAGUGUCGUUUUAUUUACUUCCUCCUCCUAUUCUAAUGUUGAUGCUUUGCUUUUGUGAUUGCAGAUGGAGUUGCAAUGUUGAGAAGAUCACCAUGUUAAAAGAUGAGCAUUUAGAGUAGUGUGUGCUCGCCAAGGACCUUUUAUGCUCAUGUGUAAUCAUCAAUUCUUUUUUCCUGACAUUUAGCAUGUAGUCAACUUUCACUUGUAUGUACAAUAUAUUACCUUUCUCAGUUAUAUGACUUGCACACACAAUAUAUUGCAUCUGUAGGUCAUGUGACCUGCCUAUGGAAGAUAUGAGUGUCCUCGGAAAAUAUUAUGAUGUUUGAUCUACUAUGGUUGCCACAUUAUGCGAGUCAACAUUUAGUGAUCUACAAGUUUAGACCAUGGCACUAUGUUCAAUGCUCAGCAAAUCCACCCUUUGCAGUUGGGACGGUGGCGUGCCAGAAGGGCUAUCUUGCGAGUUGACAGGAGAGGGAGUACACCGGCGAGGCUUCUGAGAUGGCUGAGGGAUCUGUUUAGGGUUUGCUGGUUGAUUUCUCCUGGCCGGGGUCUACUUGUGCUCUUGGCUCCCAGGCCGCGCUGCUCGAAGUUGCUUCGCUGGUUUCCUUGCAGGCACCCAAGCUUUUCUUCGCGCGAUGGCAUCAGGCGCACGGAGGGAGCUCUUCUCCGUCGGUGCGAUGAACAACGACCGUGAUCUCCGUUCCACACCGUCACCAGCUAGCAAGAUGAAGCGUUCUGUCAUGAUUAGGCCGAAGGCUAUGCUUAGCGUCGUUCUUGCUGAAGCUGGUUUACCUGAGGUGAAGUACAAGACCUACGCAUCUUACCGUGGCGGUAUGGCGGCUACUGCUAUCUUCUGGCCAUCACAGUCGCGUUCGUCUACAGUGGCAGAGCAUAUGAGGAUCAAUGGUGACCCAGCUGUGGAUGCCAAUGAGGCCAUGCAAAAUGCCGCUACAUGGUGCUUGGAGCAUCUUCAGGCCACCAUGGGUAUUGAAUUUGACUGCCCUCAAAUGCAGAAAAUUAAGACCGAGAUGAAGUACCUAUCGAGCAGUGUCGACGAGAAGGAGAGGAAUAUCAGAGAUCUAAAGGUUAAGGUGGAAAAAAGGAAUCUGUGGGUCAACGGGCUUACCAAGGGCUGGGGUUCACUGGCAGAUGACCUGCUAGGUUCUGCAUAUGAUCAAGCUUUGCUUCUGACUGGUGCUUCGGUAGUUCUACAUUUUUUUAUCAUGGCUGAAAAUGCAUUCCACCGUGUAGGCUUACUCUCCUAUGAUGCUUUCUACACUCUUGUGAUAAGUAAAAGACAGUACUUUCUUUGAUCAUUUUGAUUCUGAUUAGAUCUUUAUUUCCAUUUAACUUCCUGCUAUAUCUGCAUCUCCAUUUAACUUAUUGACAC